ACCAUGUUCUGCGAGAGGGCCAUGGAGCUGGUCCGCGAGCUGCACCGCGCGGCCGAGGGAAGGCUGCCGGCCUUCAACGAGGAUGGACUCAGGCAAGUUCUGGAGGAGAUGAAAGCUUUAUAUGAACAAAACCAAUCUGAUGUGAAUGAAGCGAAGUCAGGUGGACGAAGUGAUUUGAUACCAACCAUCAAGUUUCGACACUGUUCUUUGUUAAGAAAUCAGCGCUGCACUGUAGCAUACCUGUAUGACCGAUUGCUUCGGAUUAGAGCACUCAGGUGGGAAUGUGGCAGUGUCUUGCCAAGUGCUUUACGAUUUCACAUGUCUGCUGAAGAAAUGGAAUGGUUCAAUCAUUACAAAAAGUCCCUUGCUACCUACAUGAGGUCGUUGGGAGGAGAUGAAGGUUUGGACAUCACACAGGAUAUGAAACCUCCAAAAAGCCUAUACAUAGAAGUGCGGUGUCUAAAAGACUAUGGAGAAUUUGAAGUUGAUGAUGGUACUUCAGUCCUAUUAAAAAAAAAUAGCCAGCACUUUCUACCUCGGUGGAAGUGUGAGCAGCUGAUUAGACAAGGCAUCCUGGAGCAUGUGCUAUCGUGA
This is a messenger RNA of Lipotes vexillifer (Yangtze River dolphin), 594 nucleotides long. It is a transcript of the gene GINS1, whose product is annotated as GINS complex subunit 1. The coding region runs from base 4 to 594 and encodes 196 amino acids. Gene Ontology annotation, biological process: DNA replication; DNA strand elongation involved in mitotic DNA replication. Lineage: Eukaryota; Metazoa; Chordata; Mammalia; Artiodactyla; Lipotidae. The transcript is spliced from 7 exons. Gene Ontology annotation, cellular component: GINS complex. The record is from RefSeq and is a predicted model, not a curated record.